UACCGGAACGCAAAUUGGUCUGGAAGAGCAAGAUGAGGACACUCCUGCUGUCGCUUGCGCUGGUGCUGGCGGUGUGUGUACUGUUGGGGCCCAACUUGGGCUCCGCCAUGCACGUUACAAUCCCUUCUGGCGCCUCCGAGUGCUUUUCCGUGGAGGCGGAGAGCUUCAAGCACGGCAUUUCGCUCAACUACGAGGCAAUCAGGGGUGUAGCCGACGAACUGAAGACGGAGCUCACGGACGGCAAGGAUGAGGUCGUAUAUGCGCGCAAAGGCGCGUCGGGACGGUAUAUGAGCCCCAUCGGAGAGGGAGGCAUGCACUCUGUCUGCUUCGGGAACGAGCGCUCGGGGGACGUGGUCAUCGGCUUUUCCUUCCACGCGGACGAUCCGAGUCACGAGGUGCUGUCCAACGCAGACGCCACGAAGAUCAAGCAAGUGCAAGAGCUGGAGGACAUUGUGUAUGAGUUGAGUGUGAACCUUGACACCUGA
Messenger RNA from Phytophthora infestans T30-4, 485 nucleotides. RefSeq lists its product as uncharacterized. The record is from RefSeq and is a predicted model, not a curated record. The coding region runs from base 108 to 485 and encodes 125 amino acids. NCBI's taxonomy places the organism in Eukaryota, Oomycota, Peronosporomycetes, Peronosporales, Peronosporaceae. The transcript is spliced from 3 exons.